AAUCUAAUCGUAGUCGCGAAACGUUAAUUAGAGCUGCUGAAGUUGAGUACGAAACCCUUCGACGCACUUUCCGGAGACGUGUCAACCCAGCAGAGCUGAACAGGAAGCCAGACGCGCAGGUUUGUUGAUUGCGAUCAAUUGCCUGACGGACGCAAUCAGAACCUGGAUGGGACUGUAAGGACUACGAUGGACUCUCUGGACUGGCUUUUUUUGGUCUUGGUGAUGGCGCACUUGUAUGUGUCGCCGUUCACGAAGGUCGAAGAGUCGUUCAAUUUGCAUGCGAUCCACGAUAUGCUGUUCCAUGGAUCUGAUAUCGAUUCGUACGAUCACCGUGAAUUCCCAGGCGUUGUCCCACGAACAUUUCUCGGGGCCUUGGUAGUAGCCGCGAUCACGAAGCCAUUACAGCUCCUCGUUCCUCUACGGUCAAAGUUCGAUCUCCAACUAAUAGCCCGUGGCGUGCUGGGACUGAUCAAUUGGUAUUCUGUGGUUUACUUUCGCGGCUGCAUCAGACGCGUGUUUGGCAAGACCACCGCGUUCUGGUUUGCUACGUUCCAGUACUCGCAGUUCCACAUAACAUACUACGCGUCGCGGACGCUGCCAAACAUGUUUGCGUUCCCGCUGACGAUGGUUGCUGCUGGUUACUGGAUCACGAAUCGGCCGCGGCGGACAAUUGCAGUGAUGGCGUUCACGACGGUCGUGUUUCGAUCAGAGUUGCUGCUGUUGAUCGCGCCGCUUGCGCUGUCGGCUCUAGUGCAAAGGCGGAUAUCGGUGUAUCAUUUAGUUCUCGCUGGUAUUGAGGGCGGGCUGUUGGGGAUGACGCUUUCGAUUGCUACAGAUACCGUGUUUUGGAAAUUCCCGAUCCUGCCCGAGGCCUACGGAUUUUAUUUCAACGCGGUGCUGGGCAAGGCAGUAGCCUGGGGCACGCAGCCAUGGUACGCCUAUUUCUGCAACCACGUCCCCAAACUGCUUUUGAACCCGGCCGCGGUGCCAUUGUUUGCCGUCGGUCUGUUUUUCGAAGCGCGCCGGAUUGGGAUGACCGUUGGGCCGUAUCUGGUGUUUAUCGCGCUGUACUCGGCGCAGCCCCACAAGGAAUGGCGGUUUAUCGUGUAUGCGGUUCCGGUGCUGACGUUGACGGUUGCGUUGGGCGCGAGCUGGAUUAGCAAUCGGAUGCGGAAGGGAUACGUUUACUUGGGCACGACGCUGAUGCUGGUGAUUUCGGUUGCGGCGACGCUGAUGCUGGCGGUGGGAAUGCUUGCGAUUUCGUCGGCGAAUUAUCCCGGUGGACAUGCUGUGAUGGCGAUGCAUGGCGGGUUGGAGCAGUCCGGUCUGGGAAACCUGACUGUGCAUCUCGAUAUUCCGACGUGCAUGUCUGGCGCGACGCUGUUUACGUUCACGCGCGAGGACAUCGAGUAUGACAGAACAGAGGACGAAUAUGAGCUGCGGGACGUUGCGCCGGACGUGUCGGUGAUGGUGACGUUUGACAAGCAAUUCCCAGAACCGUACCCGGCGUUUGGCACCGCGCGCGAGUGGGCGUUCAAGGGCAGCGUGAAGGCGUUUGCGGCGAUGCAGGCGCCGUGGGUCGCGCUCGGGCCUAGGUUUUGGGAGACGGAGGAGUGGUGGAAGCAGGUUGUGCUGGUGCAGGACCGGGUGUGGAUAUACGUGCGGAGGUCGGUUUUUGAGAGCUAGUGAAAACGAGCUAACGGCCAACGGUGGAGACUGUUGUAAAGUUUUGUAUAUAUGUGACAGAAUUGUGGCUAUUACUUAACGGUCAGGCAACCAUGGCUAUGGAUGAUGAGAAUCACCGAGAUCUAUGAGAAAGAAGGAGAUCUGAGAUAGAAGGAGAUCUGAGAUAGAAGGACGAUAUUUUAG
Molecule: messenger RNA, 1869 nt
Organism: Myxozyma melibiosi
Lineage: Eukaryota; Fungi; Ascomycota; Lipomycetes; Lipomycetales; Lipomycetaceae
Product: Alg9-like mannosyltransferase family-domain-containing protein
Exons: 2
Coding region: 187-1686 (499 amino acids)
Biological process (GO): protein N-linked glycosylation
Cellular component (GO): endoplasmic reticulum membrane
Molecular function (GO): alpha-1,6-mannosyltransferase activity
Source: RefSeq, a predicted model, not a curated record